Messenger RNA from Musca vetustissima, 1176 nucleotides. RefSeq names its product odorant receptor 67d-like. The transcript is spliced from 4 exons. The record is from RefSeq and is a predicted model, not a curated record. NCBI's taxonomy places the organism in Eukaryota, Metazoa, Arthropoda, Insecta, Diptera, Muscidae. Gene Ontology annotation, cellular component: plasma membrane. Gene Ontology annotation, biological process: detection of chemical stimulus involved in sensory perception of smell; sensory perception of smell. Gene Ontology annotation, molecular function: olfactory receptor activity; odorant binding. The coding region runs from base 1 to 1176 and encodes 391 amino acids.
AUGACUAAACCGAUAAUGCAACGUUUCGAAUUUAUUCGACGUCUAAUACGACUGUGUUCGGCAUUUUGUGGAGCCGAUGUUUUCAAAUUAAAUUAUCGUGUGAAUUUUCUAACGGUGAUUGUGUUCACGUGUAUAUAUGUGUAUUUUGCCUGUACCUGCUAUACGGUCUAUAAGAAUAUCUAUAUCGAUGGCGAAUGGACCCAUAUGCUGAAGACUCUGUGCAUGAUUAGCAGUGGAUUGCAGGGAUAUGCGAAAUUGGUGAAUGCCAUUUGGAAUAAAACGCAUUUGCGCUAUUUAAUGGACGAACUGUACGAGAUAUACAAGGACUAUCUGGAUAAAGAUCAUAUCGAUUAUCGAAGAUGUUUGGGCAGGUGCAUAAAUUCCACCGUAAAAGGUAUCCGACUACUGACAUUCAUAUAUAUUAUGGCUGUCGGUUGUCUCAUUGUUAUGGUGCUGGUCUACCGAUUUGCCUUCGAUCAACGUAUCUUUGUGCUGCAAUUUGAAAUUCCUCGCGUGGAUAUCAACACCGAACAUGGCUAUUUGAUUACGAAUUGUGUACAUAGUGUUUGCAUAAUGUUUGGGGCCUUUGGCAAUUACGCAGCCGACAUGUGUUUCUUCACAUUUGUCAAUCAUGCUGUCCUGUUCAGGGAUAUUCUAAAGUGUAAAUUUCGCGAUUUGAAUGAUGUGCUCGAAGAACCCGCAGAUGCAGCGGCACGUUGCCAUACCUUGAUCCAAGAUAUUUUUCUGUGGCAUCAACGCUAUAUUAGAUACAUCGAAGUCAUAAAGGAUAAUUAUUUUUGGGUGAUUGUUGUGGAAAUGUCCACAGUGGCUUUCAGCAUUGUAUUGACUUUGUUUUGUUUGAUUUUGGGCAGAUGGCCGGGUGGACAAACAUAUUUGGCUUAUUGCUUCAUUAUGAUGUAUCUUUACUGUGCCAUGGGCAAUGUGGUCGAAGUAACGAAUACGGGCAUUGUUGAGGCCUGUUAUAAUGAAGUGCUUUGGUAUAGACUACCAUUGGCGGAUCGCAAAAUGUUAAAAUUUAUGUUGAUGAUGGGCCAAAAAACCGAUGGUAUCACAAUUGGUGCCGUUAUCCCUCUAACAAUGGCUACCGCUUUGGAUUGGACGAAAAAAAUCUACAGCAUGACCAUGAUGUUGAUCAAUUUCUUAGACAAAGACUAA